UACAAUCAAUUUUUCGUAAAUAUUUCGUUAAUUUAUUUAGAAAUCCCACAGUUUAAUGCACGUUUGCCAACGCGAUUGCAACUCAAUAGCGAUUCACACGGCGAUCGAAUCAAUUUAAAUUUAAAUUUUAAAUUCAAUUUCAACCAAUGAGAAGCAAGAAACCAGUUGUAGCAGACGUCAUUGGAAUGUUUGAUCAAAAGUUAAAUAAAAACGACGAUAAAAGUUUUAAAAUUCCACUUCCGGCAGUUUGGAGGGAGCAACGAAAUUUCGCGGAAGAGUUCAGGAAAAUGUCAGAGGUGAAAAGGCUAGUAAUAUCGUUUGUCCAAUUUUUGGGGGAUCAGCUGCAGCACGGAAGUCUGUCGUCGGAUGCCAAAGAGAGCCUGGAAGUGGCAAUUCAGUGUCUACAGUCGGCGUAUGGAAUCUGUCCAAACAGUGCCGAUGAAGUAAACAAAAGCCAGUCUUUAUUACAGAUAUUUUCGGACGCUACUCGAGAGACUGUUCGAUAAUAUCACCGACAGAUGGCGACAUCGUUACGUCGGCGGAACGAACAUGGCGGCGAUAACACGAUUCAGCACAAAUGUUAACUUUAUGAUUAAUAAUUUGUUUAAAUUGUAUUUAAAUGUAAAAUAUAUCACUUUGUUUUUUGCUAAUUAAACUAUUU
This is a messenger RNA of Centruroides sculpturatus (bark scorpion), 661 nucleotides long. Its product is annotated as small glutamine-rich tetratricopeptide repeat-containing protein alpha-like. Gene Ontology annotation, molecular function: molecular adaptor activity. The record is from RefSeq and is a predicted model, not a curated record. Gene Ontology annotation, biological process: post-translational protein targeting to endoplasmic reticulum membrane. NCBI's taxonomy places the organism in Eukaryota, Metazoa, Arthropoda, Arachnida, Scorpiones, Buthidae. The coding region runs from base 147 to 506 and encodes 119 amino acids. The transcript has 5 exons. Gene Ontology annotation, cellular component: TRC complex; membrane.